Plasmodium gallinaceum is the source of this 5376-nucleotide messenger RNA. Its product is annotated as conserved Plasmodium protein, unknown function. Lineage: Eukaryota; Apicomplexa; Aconoidasida; Haemosporida; Plasmodiidae. The record is from RefSeq and is a predicted model, not a curated record. Gene Ontology annotation, molecular function: histone binding. The transcript has a single exon. Gene Ontology annotation, cellular component: condensed chromosome, centromeric region. Bases 1 to 5376 code for a protein of 1791 amino acids. Gene Ontology annotation, biological process: mitotic chromosome condensation; meiotic chromosome condensation.
AUGCUACAAGGGAAGAUAAAAAAAUUUAAGUUUCCAAUAGACAAUAAUAUUGAAAAUUUUAUAAAAGAUAUAAGUAUAAGAAAAAAUGAAUAUAUAUAUGCGUGUGAUGCAGUUGAUCUUGAUAAUAUUAAUUUAAAUGCUGAUUCAAUAAUUAAUUUUUUUAAUUUCAUUAAUGAAAGUUAUAGUCAUCUUUUAUUACUUUUAUGCCAAGAAGGUUUUGAUACUGUUUUUAAUUACAUUAGGAUAUCUGAUAAUUUAAAUGAUUUAGAACAAGAAAAAAUUUUUGGAUGCUUAACUAUCUUAAUAGAAAAAAGUGUCGAUGUAUUUAAAAAUUAUUUUAAAUGUUUAGAAAAUUGUAAUAUAAAUAACGAAUCUAAUAAUGUAGAUAUAAUGAAAAAUUUAUUGAACUCAAAUAAUAGUAUAAUGAAUAUUAUCAUUAAUUGUAUAGAGGAUAAUCAAAAAGAAUAUUCAGUAAAUGAGAAAAAGAAAAAGUUUACCUUUUUUGAAAUUAAUGAAAUAUUAGUUUCUUAUUUUAAUGCAUUAACUUUCAUAUAUAUAAAUAUAUUUAAUUUUUAUUAUAAUAAAAAUUUUAGUAAACAACAAAAUACAGAAGUAGUUAUAAAUAUUCAAAGAGGAAGAAAAAAGCAAAAAAAAGACAAUGAAGAAGAAACAAAUGUUUCAUUAAAAAACAUAAACUGUCUUUUAAAUAAUAUAAUUUUAUUACUAAGUAAUAUAAACUUUAAUAUUUUUUAUAAUCAUCCAAAUAAUUCUAUAAUAGAUUUAUAUUUGCAAUUUUUUUUAAAUAUAUAUAUAAUUAAUCAAGAAAACAACAAUAUAUUUAAUAUGAGUAUUUAUCAUGAGCAUAUAUCUAUUAUAAUAGGAACGUUGUUAAAAUUAUAUAUAAAAAAAAAAGAAAAUACUGAUUUUUUAUUAAUACAUAAGAAAGAGGAAAAUAAUUCAUACAACUUUAUGUCACACAUGGAAUAUUUAAAAGAUGACUAUGAUAAUACUAAUAAUAAUAAUAAUAAUAAUAAUAAAAAUAAUAUUAAUGAUGAUAAUAAAAAUAAUAAUAAUAAUAAUAAUAAAAAUAAUAUUAAUGAUGAUAAUAAAAAUAAUAUUAAUGAUGAUAAUAAAAAUAAUAUUAAUGAUGAUAAUAAAAAUAAUAAAAAUGAAAAUUUUCCAAAUGAUAAAUUUUAUUCAUUCACAUUUACUUAUAUAUUUUUAAAUUCCUGUAAAAAAUGUGCUAAUGUAAACAUAUGUGAUGCAAUACUAAGAGUGAGAAAUACUGAUAUCCCUUUAAUUAUUAUAAAAGAAUUGAUUGAUUAUAUAAAAGAAAAUGCUUUGUUAUAUUUAAAUUUAAGUGUACAAACACAUUUGCAAAAUGAAAUAAUUAAUGUAUUAAAUUUUCUUGAGUAUUUUUCAAAAAACUUAAGUUGUCAUUUGCUUAUUUAUUUAAAAGAUUUAAUAGAUAUGCUAGGUAUAGAUAUAUAUUACAUAAGAAAAUCCAUUUUUGAGAUUUUUAAAAAUUUUAUAACUCUUGCAAAAGCUAGUGAAGAAAUAAAAGAAACUAAUAGAAACUCAAUUGAUAAUAAUGAAUUAGAUGAAACUUUUAAAAAUAAUUUUUAUGAAGACGAAGAAGAUGAUGAUGAAGAAAAUGAGGAUGAGAGUGACGAUGAAGAAAAUUAUAAUUUUAUGGAUGAUGAAGAAGAAUAUUCUGAAGAAGAAGAAGAUUCCGUGAAUGAUUGUAGCAUAUUGAAAAAGGGAAUAAUAAAAAAAAAAAAUAGUAAAAAUAUAAAUAACAAUAAUUCUAAAGAAAAAAAAAAAAAUAAAAAGAAAAAAAAUGGAAGAAAAAAUAUUAAAAAAAAAAAAAAAAGGAUGAAAACUUUUUUAAAUUCAUUUUAUUUAAAUAUAAAUGAAGGUGGCAUGAAUACAUAUAAAGACAUAAUAAAUAAAAUAAUUUUAGAUGAUACUCAUUUUUUGCAGUUGUGUUUUAAAGAAUGUUUAAGAAAUAGAGCAUUUAUUAUGAAUGUCUUAAUAACAAGGCAAUAUGAUUCUAAGUUACAUGUUCGUUGUCAUUUAUUAAAAAUAUUUCAAGAAUUAAUAGAGAAUAAUUUUAUCCCAUUAAACUACUAUAAUAAUUUAUGUCUAAUAUGUAGUGAAAGAAUAAAUGAUAAAUCUCCUUUAGUCAGACAAAGAGCAUUUUCUUUACUUUCAUGUAUUGCAAAUGAUGUAGUAAAAAAUAAAUAUGUUAUUCCAUUAAAUACAAAUAAAAUAAAAAAAGAAUUAAGUAAUUUAAAUAAAAGAAAGAACUUAUUAAUAAAAAAGGAAGAUAAAGAUAAAAUUAGAAAUGAAGGAAAAAAUUGUAAAAGUGAAUAUGGAAAAGAAACUAAAAAAGAUAUUAAGAAUGACAUGAGAAAAAAUGUGAAAAAUAAAAAAAGAAUUAAUCUUUCAGAUAGUGAUAAUGAGACAAGUUCAUCUUCUAUUUUAGUAGAAAAAACAAAUGAAAAUAAUUAUCAAAGCAAAUAUGAUUUAUUAAUAAAAAUGUACAAUGAAGUAUUAUUUAUUUCUAUGAUUGUAGAUCAGUGUGUUGAUUUAUGCUUCAAGUUAUUGUAUUCAGUUAUAGAAACAGAUCAGAAAAGCUCUAUUAAGUUUAUAAUAUUAGCUCAUCUAUGUGGAAAUAAAAUAGCAGAAGAACAAAUGAAUAAAGUAUGGUCAUUGAUUUUUAGUAAUAAUAAUAGUAUUGUUGAAAUGAUAAUUAGUGAAUUUGUUAAUGUAAAUAUUUAUUGGGAAGAUUAUAGAAUUAGUGCAUUUAGAUUAAUUAAUGUAGCUCUUAAUAGCAAACUAAAAGAUUUAUCCUGUAUCGAAAAAAUAAUAGAAUGCUUAUUACUACAAGAAAAAACAAAUGUAAGUAUUAGCAAAUUAUUGGAUGAAUUAUUUAACAUUAUUUUUGUUGAUACAUUUAGUGAAAAUAAAAAUUUAAUGAUAAAGGAGGGGGCUUUAAUACUUAUGAAAAUUUUGUGCUAUUCUAUUCAUAUUGUUAAUUUAAAAAAAGGAAAAAAGGAACAAUAUUUUAUUUUUAGCAAUAAAAGAAAACAUCUCAUAUUAUUAUUUAUAAAUCAAUAUAAACAUAAUUUACAUUUCAUAAAUCUUUUAAUUUUAAUUCUAAGAUAUAAUAAAACAAAUAAAAUUAUACAAAAUUUGUUAAUUAUUUUGUUUAAUUUAAUUUUUGAUCAUAUUGUUGAUAAUAAAAAUAAAAGUGAAGAAGAAAACUUUUUUAAACAAAAUUCAUAUAAUUUAUUGAAUAAUUUUAAAGAGUAUAAUAGUAAUAAUUCCCAAAUGAAAAAUAAGAAAUAUUCUGAUGAUUAUUAUUAUUAUUUAUGUGAUCAUAGAAAUAUAUGGUUUAGAUGUUGUCAAUCAAUAAUUGAAAGUAUGUAUGAACAUUUUGAUGAUUUUCUUGUUAUAUUUACUACUAAGUUAAAAAAUAUUUUAAAUAUAAUUUGUAAUAAAAAACAGGAAGAAAAUAAUAAAAAACAUAUAGAUGACACUAUAAGAAACAAUGAUGAUGAGCCAAAAAUAGCAGAUAAUGAGAUAGAAGAAAAUAACUUUAGUAUGGUUUCAUGUUUCACUUUAGCAAAAUUUAUAUUUGUAUCUGGUCAUUUAGGCUUAUAUACAUAUAUAUAUGCAGAAAAGAUACAAAAUAAAUUAAAGAAAAUAGUAUCAAAAAGUGAUAAUAAUUACGGAAUGUGUACUAAAGAAGAAAAAGACAGAGAAUAUUUUGAUUAUGUAGUUGAAAAUAUGAUUGUAUGUAAUAAUUUACUUGGAAAAAAAAUCAUGCCGUUAGUUUUUUUAAUUUUAAAAAAUCCAGAAAAUUUUUUUAGUGAAUUUAUAAUUAAAGAUGAUUCUUUAGGAAAUUCAUGUGAUAGUUAUAUGUUUUUUAAUAGCUUUAAUAUGAAAGAUAAAAUAUAUAUGCACUAUGAGAUGUAUUUACUAGUUCUUGUUUGUUUAUUAACAUUGUGUAAAUUUUCUAUUAUUUCUCAAAAAUUUUGUCAAAUGGUUAUUAAUCAUCAUGUAUCUAUUAUUCAAUUAAUUGUUUCUAUUAUAAUUGAAGACAAUAAUCAGAUUUUUAAUGAAGUAGAAACAGUAGAUGAUAAAAAUAGAGAAAUAAAAAAAAAAAGUGUUAAGUUUAUUAAUAAUUUAAGCAACAUAAUGAAAGCAGAAGAUAUUCAAAACAGUGAUGAAAAUGAAGAGGUGACAAAAAAAAAUGGUAAUUAUUUAUGUAUUGAAAAUAAAGAUAAAUUAAAUAAUACAACAUUUGAAGAAACUGAUAAAAAUGAAAAAUUGAAAAGUAGUAUUAUGCAAAAAACUAUAUCGAAUAUAAGAAAAAUGCUAUUAAUUAGUUAUGCAGAUUUAUUGUAUAGACAUCCAAAUCUCUUAGAACCAUAUAAUAAAUAUAUAUUUAAAGUUUUAAAUGAUAAAGAUAUAAAUAUGAGAAGAACUGCUGUUUCUGUUUUUACUCAUUUAUUUAUGACCGAUACAGUAAAAGCAAAAAAUACCUUACUUGUUCAUAUGAUGUAUUUAACAAUUGAUGAAGACGAAAAAAUAUCAAGCGGUUCUAAAUCAUUUUUUUAUGAAUUAGAUAGAAAGUCGCACAUUACGUUAGUUAAUAAUAUUUGUGAUAUGAUUUCUGUGUUAGCAAACAAUGAAAGAAAAUUAAAGUAUGAAAUGAACAAAGAAAUAUUGCAGUUUUUAAUGACUUUUAUCAAAAAGAGUAAAUAUAAUGAAACAUUGGUAGAAAAAAUUUUUAAAAAAAUGAAAGAAUUAAAUAUUAAUAAAACAGACGCUCUUCACUUAUAUAUGCAAGUAUUUUUAAAUAUACAAAUAGAUGAAAAAGUAUUGAGAAAAAUAAAUAAAUGUUUUCCCUUAAUUAGAUAUAUAAUAAGAGAAAAUCAAUAUAUUCUAGAUAAUUUUGUUUUUAUAUGCAAAAAAGCGACUGAAAAAAAAAGGGGAAGACCAACUGAAGAAGUUCAUCAACAAUCUAAUGCAACUAACGGGGAUAAGGUUGCUAGAGAGAAAACAGAAAAUGAUAAACAUGAAAACAAAAUGAGAGAAUUAGCAGAAGACAUUUUAGGAAAAAUAGAAUCCACAACAAAUAAAUCAAAGAACUUUUUGAAUAUAAAUAAUUUAUCCAACUCAACUAAAAAAAGAGCAUCAAAAAAUAAAAAUGAAGAGGACGUUAAUAAAAAUGAAGAAGAAAUAAAUAAGGAUGAAGAAGAUAUAUAUAAAAAUGAAGAGGACAUUAAUAAAAAUGAAGAAGAAAUAAAUAAGGAUGAAGAAGAUAUAUAUAAAAAUGAAGAAGUAAAUAAAAGCAAAGAAUAA